AUGGAGGCUGUACAAAGGGAACAUGAGAAGGCGUGGGAGGGUUGUCGUAAGGCCAAAACGAUUGAUGCGACGCAAAGCAUAAUCGACCAGCUCAGGAAAGCCAGAGAGUCAAUAGCAUCUGAUCCCGCCUCGGCACAGAUCACGCUCGUAAAGCUACAGGCCCCAGUCAAAGCGGCCUUCGAUGAUAUGACUGCAAGUCUGAAGACGACAAGAGGUGGACAGAACAACUACCAGAAAGCCCUUGACAAGCUGUUUCGAGAUAAGCCUCUACCUAGUAACGAGAUCGAUGCCCUAUCUCAGCAAUCUAACCUGAUCAAUCGAGCUGUGUAUCUGCACUUAUUGAGGGAAGGCCUUUUUGAUGUCGCGUCCACCAUGCAAGACGAAGCCUCGCGGAGAGCUACCGUACAACGUGAUCUCCAACAAUCGAAUGGUUUGGAUAUCUCUAUUGAAGAUCCUAUCGGGAUGGAUCAAGGCUUGCCUGAUGGUAUGCUUGACAAAUUCCAGAGCAUGCAUCGCAUUCUAGAUGAGUUGAGGCUGAACCACAACCUACAACCUGCAAUGGAAUGGGCGCAGACCAACAGUGCAGACCUGCAGGAUCGAGGUAGCAACCUUGGCUUCGAGCUCUGCAGGCUUCAAUACGCCAGAAUCCUAUUUGAGGAUUCCCAAAAUGGAUUUCUCUCGAUGUCCAGUAUGGUGAAAGCUAUGGAAUACGCACAGUCAGCCUUUCAACCAUUCCAGACGAAUUACUUGCACGAGAUACAGGAGCUGAUGGGUGCUAUCGCCUUCUUUUCAAAUCUCAAUCAAUCACCCUACCAUGCUCGCCUAAACACUACAGUCGCGUGGGAUGAAGUCGCCUCAUCGUUUACUCGAGAGUUCUGUGCACUGCUCGAGCUGUCGGCAGAUUCUCCACUUUACAUCACCUCGACGGCUGGAGCUAUUGCACUGCCUCCAUUGCUGAAGUUGCAAGCCAUACAGAAACAGAAAAAUGCUUCCUGGACAUCAGCAAACGAAUUGCCAGUUGAGACGCCCUUGCCUUCAAACUACCAAUUCCACUCCAUCUUUGUUUGUCCUGUAUCAAAAGAGCAAUCAACUGAUCAGAACCCGCCUAUGAUGAUGCCAUGUGGUCAUGUUAUCUGUCAAGAUUCACUUACCCGGCUGGCUAAGGGCUCUAAGUUCAAGUGCCCCUACUGUCCGAGUGAAAGUUCUCCUACGCAAGCCACUAGAAUAAUCUUGUGA
Molecule: messenger RNA, 1236 nt
Organism: Lithohypha guttulata
Lineage: Eukaryota; Fungi; Ascomycota; Eurotiomycetes; Chaetothyriales; Trichomeriaceae
Exons: 1
Coding region: 1-1236 (411 amino acids)
Biological process (GO): proteasome-mediated ubiquitin-dependent protein catabolic process
Cellular component (GO): GID complex; cytoplasm; nucleus
Molecular function (GO): ubiquitin protein ligase activity; protein binding
Source: RefSeq, a predicted model, not a curated record